Molecule: messenger RNA, 1819 nt
Organism: Monopterus albus (swamp eel)
Lineage: Eukaryota; Metazoa; Chordata; Actinopteri; Synbranchiformes; Synbranchidae
Gene: vps36
Product: vacuolar protein sorting 36 homolog
Exons: 14
Coding region: 100-1248 (382 amino acids)
Biological process (GO): protein transport to vacuole involved in ubiquitin-dependent protein catabolic process via the multivesicular body sorting pathway
Cellular component (GO): ESCRT II complex; late endosome membrane
Molecular function (GO): ubiquitin binding; phosphatidylinositol-3-phosphate binding
Source: RefSeq, a predicted model, not a curated record
GCAGCGUCAGGCCAAUUUUGGACACUGUACAGGAAGUAAACAUAUCGAGUCUCGGCAGCAAAGUAGAAUAAGGCAAAAAUUGUUCUUGUGACAGUCGAAAUGGACCGCUUUUCGUGGUCAAAUGGCCUUUUAGAAAUAAAUGAAACUUUAGUAAUUCAACAGCGAGGAGUCAGACUGUAUGAUGGCGAUGAAAAGGCUAAACUGGAUGUUGGAGUUGCCUUGCUGAGCACCCAUCGCUUGGUUUGGAGAGAUGUUAAAAAUCACGAAUGCUGCAUAGCCAUGCCCCUGUCACAGAUCGUCUACUUUGAGGAGCAGGCUGCAGGAAUAGGAAAGAGUGCAAAAAUAGUUAUCCACCUGCAUCCAGCACCUGCCAACAAGGAGCCAGGUCCCUACCAACAAAGCAAGUAUUCCUACAUCAAGCUGUCCUUUAAAGAACAUGGGCAGAUUGAGUUUUACAGGAGGCUAAUGGAGGAGAUGACUCAAAGGAGAUGGGAAAACACUCCAGUUUCACAAUCCCUCCCUACAGGAACUGGUUCUCAGGCAGGAAGGAUACGUGCAGUGGGGAUUGUUGGCAUUGAGAGGAAGAUAGAGGAGAAGAGAAAAGAAACAGACAAAAACAUUUCUGAGGCUUUUGAGGACCUCAGUAAGCUGAUGGUGAAGGCCAAAGAGAUGGUAGAGCUGUCCAGAUCUAUAGCCAGCAAGAUCAAAGAGAAGCAGGGAGACAUAACUGAAGAUGAGACAAUUCGGUUCAAGUCCUACCUACUGAGCAUGGGGAUUGCUAACCCCGUCACCAGGGAAACACAUGGAUCAGGCACACAUUACCAUAUGCAGCUAGCUAAGCAACUGGGAAACAUGCUACAGGCCCCUCUAGAGGAGCGUGGGGGUAUGAUGGCUCUCACGGAGGUGUACUGUCUCGUCAACCGUGCCAGAGGGAUGGAGCUUUUAUCACCAGAAGAUUUGGUAAAUGCAUGCAAGAUGUUUGAGUCAUUGAAGCUCCCUUUGACGCUGCGCAUCUUUGACAGUGGUGUGAUGGUGGUCCAACUGCAGUCUCACAGCGAAGAGGAAAUGAUAGCCUCAGCGCUGGACAACGUGACAGAAAAAGGCUCCUUGACAGCAGAGGAAUUUGCAAAGCUCCUAGGCCUCUCGGUUCUUCUGUCUAAAGAGCGGUUGCUGCUGGCUGAGAAGAUGGGCCACCUGUGUAGAGAUGACUCUGUUGAGGGUUUGAGAUUCUACCCAAACCUCUUUUGAGCUAUUUAUAGUCAUUAUCAUUGAGAUUAAAAGUUUUUAAUAACUUAAAAUAGGCUGCACUGUCUGCUGACAGACUGAUGCAUUAAAACUGUCUUCUGGCCUUUACAUGUACAUACCAGUAUAUAGCAGUAAAGGCUUGCUGUACUUUGAGCACAGUAAUGUACCUGUCCAGCCUGGUUCUAAUUAUUAAACAGUUGGUAUUCAUUCAGUGAUAGAGCUCUACAAAUCCAUUAUAGAUACUACCACUUAUUCUGGGUCUGAGAGCAAGGCUCUGUCUUUAAAGAUUAACAACUGCUCAAUGCACUGCAAAUACUGUGUAUGCAGCAAAGUCUUUCUAGUGUAUGUUUAGAAAUAAAUGGGUUUGGGGAAAUUGACUCAGGUGGAUAUAUGGUGUAAAUUCUUUGCACCACUCUGAUAACACAUUUUUGUGUCAAACAACUUGUAUAUUUUCAUAAGAAGUGUGUUCUGGUGUGAAAACCCCAUAGCCACUGAUAGGUAGAUCACAUCUUUUCCAAAGUAAACUGUACAUUUAUGUAAUAAAUAUUAAAGGAAUGAAGCCUGCCCUGGUAAA